GAAAAAAAUGAGAAAGAAGAGGCUAAUGGAGAUAAUAAAGAAAGCAAAGAGAAAACAAUAGAAGAAGAAAAGAAGAAAAAAGAAAAAAAAGAAGAAAAGAAAGAAAGCAAAGAAAAAACGAAAGAAGAAGAAAACAACAUGGAAAUUAAAAAUAAAAAGGAGAAUGGUGAACAGGACAUUGAAGAUAAAAAAAAAGAAAAAAAAGAAACUAAUGCUGAAUGUAGUGCUACGGUAAUGUGGAAUUCAAAAAUCCAAAAUCCAUUUACUGAAACUAUUGACUUUCAAUUGGAAAUUGCCAAGGAAAGUAAACUUGUCGCUGGAGAUGUUGCAAGUAUAAACCUACCUUCACAGGUAUCUAUAACCAACGAUUCUGGCUUCUUGAUAGACCAUUCUGUAACUAUCCUUGAUACCAGUGUGGAAAAUGAGAUAAAUGGUAUGGAAAGUAAAGGGCCAAGCGAGGAUGAGAUUCCCAAUUUUGUUAGCAGCACACCUAGUGGUUCAAGAAAUAUUAUGCCUCAAGAUUUAUACUUCAGUGACAUAGAUGACUCUAACUCUGAUAAUGAAACUAUUUACAAUAUUCACUUGCCAAGUAUGGAACUUGUUGCACCGAAAAUUGCAGGGCUGUUCAUUUGUGGAUGUAAGCGACCAUUUAUUACCAAGUUGAUGUAUCAGCUGCAUUCAGAAAAGUGCAUAAAGGGAAAGGAACAAGGAAAAAAAGAAAUUGGGAAAGAAAAAAAGGACGAUCCCAGAAGAAAAAAUGGGAAAAGUAGAAAAGAAACAGAACAAAGUAAAAGUAAUGAAAACAGGAAAGUUUUGGAAAAACCAAAUGGAAAAGAGAAAGACGGAGAAAAGAGAAUGAAGGAAAGUAUAGCAGAAACAGAAGAAGGUACAGGAAUAGAAUGGUAA
This is a messenger RNA of Hydractinia symbiolongicarpus, 906 nucleotides long. RefSeq lists its product as uncharacterized. The transcript is spliced from 7 exons. NCBI's taxonomy places the organism in Eukaryota, Metazoa, Cnidaria, Hydrozoa, Anthoathecata, Hydractiniidae. The coding region runs from base 139 to 906 and encodes 255 amino acids. The record is from RefSeq and is a predicted model, not a curated record.